AUGAUCAGUGCACUAUUCUUGAUGAAUAGUAAGGGAGAGGUACUCAUCUCUCGUAUAUACAGAGAUGAUAUAAGCCGUGGUGUAGCCAAUGCAUUUAGAUUGGAGGUAGUGUCAGCAAAGGAGAGUAGAUCACCGGUCAAGUUGAUAGGAUCCACUUCAUUCCUGUACAUUAAGACUGGUGGACUCUACUUGGUCGGUGUGACACGUCAGAAUGUUAACGCUGGAAUGGUGUUUGAGCUACUACAUCAAUUGGUCGAGAUAUUCAAGUCAUACUUUGACGUUGUCAAUGAAGAAUCAGUCCGUAACAACUUUGUACUUGUAUAUGAGUUGUUGGAUGAGAUACUUGACUUUGGAUAUCCACAGAACUGCUCAUUCGAUGCCUUGAAGUUAUGUAUCACUCAAGGUCAGGGCAAGCUGAAAUCAAUGGACAAGAUGAAGCAGGAGAAGUUAUCAAAGAUUACUAUUCAAGCAACAGGUAUUACACCAUGGAGAACACCAGAUAUCAAGCAUAAGAAGAAUGAGAUAUACAUUGAUGUGAUCGAGUCUGUGAACCUGUUGAUGUCGGCAGAGGGUAAUGUACUUCGCGCUGAUGUUACGGGCCAGGUUAUGAUGAAGUGCUACCUGUCUGGCAUGCCCGAAUGCAAGUUUGGAAUGAACGACAAGAUGCUGAUGGACAAGGAGAAGGGCACGACGUCGCAGGCACCACCAUCUGCGCCCAAGCGCCGCGGAAAUGGCGUGGAAAUCGACGACAUCACCUUCCAUCAGUGCGUCCGUCUGGGCAAGUUCGACUCAGACCGCACAAUCAGCUUUGUGCCGCCCGACGGAGAGUUUGAGCUGAUGAAGUACCGCUCGACCGAGCACAUCAACCUGCCGUUCAAGGUGAUCCCUAUGGUCAAGGAGAUGGGAAGGACGCGCAUCGAGUGCAGCGUCACGGUCAAGUCCAACUUCAACUCCAAGAUGUUUGGCACCAACGUCAAGGUGCUGAUCCCGACGCCCAAGAACACGGCCGUCUGUAAAAUAGUGGUGGCCGCCGGCAAGGCCAAGUACAUCCCCGAGCAGGACGCCAUCGUCUGGCGCAUCAGACGUUUCCCAGGCGACACAGAGUUCACGCUGCGAGCUGAGGUCGACCUGGUGGCCUCAGUCAAUCUCGACAAGAAGGCCUGGUCGCGUCCGCCCAUCUCCAUGGAGUUCCAAGUGACAAUGUUCACAGCAUCUGGCUUCCACGUGCGAUUCCUCAAGGUGAUUGAGAAGAGCAACUACACUCCAAUCAAGUGGGUGCGAUACCUUACAAAGGCUGGCACUUAUCAGAACCGUAUAUAG
Acytostelium subglobosum LB1 is the source of this 1320-nucleotide messenger RNA. RefSeq lists its product as hypothetical. The coding region runs from base 1 to 1320 and encodes 439 amino acids. Gene Ontology annotation, cellular component: cytoplasmic vesicle; AP-2 adaptor complex. The record is from RefSeq and is a predicted model, not a curated record. NCBI's taxonomy places the organism in Eukaryota, Evosea, Eumycetozoa, Acytosteliales, Acytosteliaceae. Gene Ontology annotation, biological process: intracellular protein transport; clathrin-dependent endocytosis. Gene Ontology annotation, molecular function: clathrin-cargo adaptor activity. The transcript has 4 exons.